Molecule: messenger RNA, 3533 nt
Organism: Pseudo-nitzschia multistriata
Lineage: Eukaryota; Bacillariophyta; Bacillariophyceae; Bacillariales; Bacillariaceae
Source: the annotation of a GenBank genome assembly
GGCUAUAAUAGAAUCCAUAUCUGUUGUCGAUUUUUCCUCUCAUUCAAUCACAACGAUAGGGCUAUCUUGGCGCCAUGUCAGAAGAGGGAAAAGAAGGGAAACCGUCAUCUUCAAAAUCGAAGAAGCGUGCAUCUAUAGCAGAUGACUUCGAUUCAAGCUUGAAAGACAAAGAGGGAAGCUCCACGGCGAUCCCCACUAAGAUCGCCAAAGAAAAAAAGAAAAAAAAGAAAGCAACAAAAGAGGUAUCAGGGGCAGCAGAAUCAAAUCCAUCAACCCUGUCUUCUUCCUCUGCCGCACCCAAGAUCGAUAGAAAUGCGUCAAAAAAGAAGAAAAAGAAGGCCGCCAAGAAACAGUCCAAGACAAACGUCUUGGRAAGCGACAUCGAGAACUUUGACGACCACAGUGAAAAGCAAAGGGACAUCGACAGUAGCACGAAGAAGAAAAAGAAAAAGAAGAARAAAAAAGGGGAUGUAUCUCAGAAGAAGCUGGAACAAACAAAUGAAUCGGACGGCGAUGACGACGAAUCGGAUACGAUGUUUCGGGAUUCAACUUCGUGUGUGACAGACACCACUACCACAACUACUACCGAAAACAAUGCCAAACAGAUGGCGAAAGGAAUUUCUCCCAAAAAGCCCAAGGACGAAGAAACGGAAGAGGAAGAAUUUGCUCGCAGUCGGGCCGGUAGGAUCUCGAUCGUUAACAGAGACAGGGAUGACAAUAGCUCUAAUGACGAAGAAGAAGUCCAAUCACUCCAUGCAAGUAGGUCUUUCAGCCCACAGCGAUUCGCCACUAAAAAGGCCAGCUCUCGCCGUAGCAACUCGGCAGAUUUUAUUUCGGACAUGGCAGCGGCGUCGAAGAAGGGUCCAAAAAAGCACCGUGUCAGCGCGGUGAAGAAGGAAAAACUCUCCGGAAACGAUAGCACUUACCCAAUAAGUGAGAAAAAACGAGCACCACCACGCAGUGCCUCGGCAGACAAACUCAAGGAAAUGCAUUCAAACACACCUUCGAUGCGAUACUCAAAGGUCCGCAGUUCUUCGGCGGACAGACUCGUGGAAAUGCACUCCAGCUCGAAAAGAAUUGCAACGAAUCGGAAUCGGAACUCCAUCUCCCCACGCGCACCACAAUCUAGAAGAAGUUUCGAUCGGGACACAAGUGCAUCAAUGACACGGCCGAACCGAGGAGGAAGGGGACGUGGACGGGGACGAGGAAGAGGACGAGGACGAGGACGAGGAGAGCAGGAUAGAAGAAUAUCCGUUGACCAACGCCUUCAGAGAACGAGCAUGUAUGCUGAUCCUGCACCAUCGAUGCGACAACAAAAAUCACAUCGUCGCAACAAUUCCUCUCUUCGAAAUCCUCCUUCUCAGCGAAAAGGUAGCCUCCUUUUGGCACCCGACGAGCACGUAGAAUUGCUGCAGGAAUUGCAGUCUGAAAGAUCCGUGAAACGGUCACGGCGUCGGAGUUUGUCUGAGCCACCCGGUGAYGUUGACAAAGACGACGACGAUGCUGGSAGCAAAGCUGCGACCAACACCCGAAGUAGAAGCCGAAGAAAACGGUCGUCAAAGAUGCCGUCUGUCAGUGCUAGUCUCUCUCCGACUCGGCUAAACUCUUCCUUGCGUUUCCAAGAGCCAAGAAGCAUUCUUCGAAGCAGUUCCCACCACAGCAGAACAUCUCUUCCAAAAUCAUCAAAUCAUUCUGUACCUUCUGCAAUUUCUUCGAGCAACAACUCUGUGGUUUUUUCUGACAAUGUUUUCGUCUCAUCCGAUCGUGAUAGCGACAACGAUUCCUCUGAAGACUUCAACGAACCGAUUCGGUUCGACGACGGUACGGMGGGUGACGAUGGGCCUCAAAAUAUCCAACACAACGGAAGCGACAAGAAAGAUUCAUCCGGACGGUCGAGUUCUCGAUCAGGAUUGAAGAAAUCUGGUUCACAGGGAACGGCGAGUUUCAUGGGUCUUACAACUCAUUCGUUCAGGAGCAAUCGAUCGAUGAUGUCCGUCGAUUCGAAGGAGGGCUUCGAUGACGAUCCAAAAUGGAAAGCUGCCUUACGAUACAUACGUAUACUACCGCCGCACAAGAAUGAGACUUCUUCGGAAAAACAAAUCCGCAUAUUCACGUGGAYUGCUUUGUCCUUAGAUUUCAUUGCGGCAAUAGUUUCCCUUACGGACUAUGAAGGUUCUACUGCGUGUUGCGGAGAGCCCAUUUGGGAUAUUAUAAUGGACAUUGACUGGAACAUUCUAUUCCGUACUAUCACGGUUCUGUACUUGGUGUUGAUUGUUGCAGAAAUCAUUCCUGUUAUUCGAAAUGGCGUGCCUUUUAACAUCGUGAAUCCAACGAUUGGAUUCCUUAUCACAUUUGGAUUGUUCUUGGAAGAUGGUAUCCCAGCAGCUGCGACGAUGUGGGUGAUCGARGCAGCUGCCAUAUUCUUUGAAUUUCUAGUGUACAAGGUCAAUGCAAAAAUGUAUUACGAGACAUGCUUCAAGUUGAAGCAAGUCGAAGAAGACCUAGAAAAGGYWAAGAAAAGUCGCCGAAAUUUACGCGAAUUGUCCUCUCAUCAUCGCUCCAACCAUAGCUCAACCAAUGAUAUUGAAAGGGGCAGAAGCACGCAGAGGAGUCGACCGAAGAUCCCUGUUUAUCACGACGAUGUUGAUGAUAGUAGCGACGAAGAUUCUUUAUCGGGUCACAGUUUUGGUGAAGAUGAACAAUUUCAAGACGAACGACCACUCUCGGGGGAGAGUCUGGGAGGGAAACAAUCGAUGAAACCCCAAAGACCCCGACCUCCAGCUCAGCGUAUGAUAUCAAACAUGGCAUCGCAACCACCUGCGAGAAUGUCUAAAAACGUAAGAAAACCUUCGUCAUACAGAAUGGGAGCACGCUCACGGUCYAGAAGUUUGAGCUCGGAUUCCAUUUGGAGCAAUUCAGGUUCUUACACGAGCAUGGAAGAAAUAAGCAGAGCCAAAUACAGUGGGGARGUGAAGCAAAACCGACUUUUGCGUAAGCGACGAGUCUUGCGCGAGCGCAAGAAGAAGGAAGCARUUGACUUGAACUAUCAUUUCGUCGGCUCCGUAAUGAAUGUCUGCAUUGCCUUGUUUGCCAUGAUCUUAAUCAUCUGCAUUGGGAGCAUCGUAAGUAAUCCCAACCUUUGUUUGUUCGGUUCGCUUCGUUAUUCUAAUUUCAUUCUUCUCACGGCAAYUUUUUCAUACCACUUUUGUCGUUAGGGUGGUCUAUGUUUCGACAAUGAUAAAUUGAGAUUAUUCGACUUUAGCGACCAAGUUGCAAAGUGUGCUAGUGCUUGUCCCACCGGAAAUGGCAAGGAGUGCACGGACGUUUGCACAGAGGAAUCAACCCAGUGUUACUUCCCAUUUAUCUAAUACCCUAAGAGUAGCAGACACACGCAUGACUGUUAAACGAUAGGAAUGUUUGCCAAACAUGAGAUCGAAAUGAGUUCGAUCUAAAACUGGUUCCUAUACAAAGAGACAAAAUCUGUUUUUUUUGGGUCACUAACGCUAGUAUCCUAAUCAAUCUCUUAGACAAGA